Molecule: messenger RNA, 9293 nt
Organism: Oncorhynchus kisutch (coho salmon)
Lineage: Eukaryota; Metazoa; Chordata; Actinopteri; Salmoniformes; Salmonidae
Gene: ubash3ba
Product: ubiquitin associated and SH3 domain containing Ba
Exons: 14
Coding region: 3242-5173 (643 amino acids)
Molecular function (GO): protein binding
Source: RefSeq, a predicted model, not a curated record
UUACAGCCAACCCAAACCCUCAGUGGUCUACCAGCCAACAUCGGAGUAUGGCGAUGAAGAGGAUGGGGAAUUCAAACAGAAGUCUUCUUUCGUGGUAUAGCCAGGGCAAGCAACAUAGGAUAUACUCAGGAGUCUACGGCAACAACGAUGAAUGCGGUUGCGUCCCAAUAACAUCUCCCUUUUCUCCUGAAGUGUGCUCUUGUUCAGUGCUUCCCACAAAUCUCAAAGCAUUGGAUUGGCAGCGGCAUGGGCUAGUGGGAGUUUCCACAUGUUUUCCUUAUACCAGCCAUUUCCUUUCAAAUCAGUGAAGCAAAGUGCACACUUUGGGAGGAAGGAGAGAUAAUGGGGUAAAUGCUAAUACCACUGGCCAUUUUACCUGCUCGGUGUGGAUUGAUUUUAAUCUUUUUUUAAUUCCAUCUGUUUAUAAAAACUAUUUCCACUUUAAUAUUUCUAUAACCGGCAGUCACCUACUGUAUGUCUGCUUUAUUUUGUGGCGGCUGUGUGUAUAGAACUUUUCCUUUUCCCCAAAAAUAUUUCCAUAACCCUGGUCAUAAAAAAAAUUCUAACCCCAAUAGAACAUGCGUUUUAUGCCUUGCGUUCCAAAUUGCACCCUAUUCCCUAUAUAGUCACUAGAAGGAAGGGGAAAGUGAAUACCUACUCUGUUGCACAACUGAAGGCAUUCAACAAAUGUCUUCUGCAUUUAACCCAACCCCGCUGAAUCAGAGAGGUGUGGUGGGCUGCCUUAAUCGACACCCACGUCAUUGAUGCCCGGGGAGUAUAUGUUGGGGGUUAACUGCCUUGUUCAAGGGUAGAAGGGGAUUUGAACCAACAACCUUUCGGUUUCUUGCGCAACACUGUUAACCGCUAGGCUAGCCCAAUAUAGAGCUCUAUGGGCCCUGGUCAAAAGAAGUGCACUAUAUAGGGAUUGGUGUCAUUUUGAGCUACAACCUUCUUCAUAAGGGAUUCAACUUGUGAAGUCUUGAUUGUUCAACCUGACACAAGCUUUGGAAAUACCACAGCUCCCUCUGUCCCAUGCCUCUUCUGUAUCCCAAAUGGCACCCUAUUCUGUAUAUAGUGCACUACUUUUGGCUCUAGGGCAUUUAUGUAGGGAAUAGGUUGCAGUUUGAUACGCAUACCUUGUGUGCCUUGAAUAUCCAUGCUGUUCAGUGAGUUGUAAUGUGAAAUGUGUUGUUUACGGUAGUUGGUUUUAAAUGGCAUUGUGUUUUGAUCAACUCACAUCGAGCUUGAUUUAUACAGCACAUUUCUGACAUGGAAUGCAACACCGUGUGCUUUACAGGGGGAGAAAUUAUAACAAAUAAACUAUUUACUACACAACAGACAAGAGCAUAACACUGAAGAAUAAUGAACUGAAUGACUAAAAAGCACCCUAUUCAAGAGUUUGGGGGCAUAGUAACUAAAGGCUGCCAUUCCAUGCUUCUUGGUCCUAGGCAUUGGGAUAGUUAAAAGGCCAGUGCCAGAGGAACCUACUGGGUACAUAACUUUAAAAGCCUGUCUUACAUGUAUUGGGUGCACAAUUGUGAACGGAUUUUAAAAACCAAUAGAAGAAUCUUAAAAUUAAUUCUAAAACACGCAUGGACCAUAAAACCAGUGUAAUGUAGCUUCUCCAUCUGGUCUCGGUCAGGACCCGUGCUGCAGCAUUCUGUAUGUUUUGCAGUUGACCAAUGGCUUUCUUGGGUAGACCAGACAGGUGAGCAUUACAGUGGUCAAGCAUGCUUGGAAUAAAAGCAUGGAAACGGAUCCACCUUGGCAAUGUUUCUCAGGUGGUAAAAUGCUAUUUUGGUCACAUUCCUAAUGUUUGUAUUAGUCAUUGUACUGUUUGUUGCUGGUCCCAGAUCGGUUUGUGCUGCCGUGCCAGCUCUUUGUCACUCACUAUUAAACACUUAAAUAUGUUUGGCAUGACAAUUCCAUGAAGUUGUCAAGCGCAGUAACAAACUAGCAACCAGACUUGUUGAGAUGUGCAUUCUCCUUUGCAAGUUAUCAAGUUUAGCAUCCCAAAGUUGGGAUAUUGUGCUCACAGCAACAUCAUACAAAGAACAUGGGUGCAGUCGUACUUAAGAUAUUUAAUUCGCAAAAAUUAGUCAGGUUUUAAUCUAGAUCUUUUUAUUGAGCAUUUUACAAUUUUGACAGAUUAAUGUAUUUGUUGUUUAUAAGGUAACACAUGGUUCUAAUAUUAAAUACUAUUUGAAGAACAGUCUCUGAAAGACCAUUUUUGUAAUGGUUGUAUUUUCCAUAUCUUUGACUUUGAGCUAUUAUUAUUAUUUACAAUGUAUCCACAAGGUGCUAGCUAAGAUCAUCCAUGGUCCUUCAGUACGGUUGAGUAUUAUCUACCCUUUACCAUAAUCAGUUUAGCCUAGAUUGAGAGAGAAUAGUCUUAAGGCACACUGUAUAAAAUGUUUUGUUUGGUGUAGGGCUAAUUAGAGAAUGUUAAUAUGCCCUCUGACCUGUGCCAAUUAGAUGUGUUCCCAUGUAGCUUACUGUUUUCCAGACUCAAACAUUUUAAAGAUAUACAAUUUGUACAUUUACAGACCAGUAUCCUUAAAUAGUUUUUGUAAUUCGGGAAUCUCUUAAUUCCGUAGAUGUGCAUGUGGUGCAGAGAGAGGGUAAGCUUCUAUUCUGUUUGCGCAGUCACUGUAUAAUCACUGUGAAUUGAUACAUUUGAUCAUACAGAAAAAUGUGACGUAAGUGAAUCCUGUCUCUUUAAGAAAAAGGGGCGGUGCUGUUGAGAGCUGCAACCUUUUUGACAGGCUGGCCCGACGCUCACUCAAAAUCCAUUCAUAAAUAAGACAUUUGAGGCAUAGUUACAUUGAAUAAAUAAUUUCAGGACACCAAUGUGUUAACGUUUUUAGCGAACAAUUGCAAGAAACUUCCAGCAAAAAAUGGUUUACAUCCUAGUCAGCGCAUUCGACUCGGCGACGUUGAGAGCAAAAGUGACUUCCGACUAGUGACCCCCCUUCUGCAGCUAUGGUUAUGACUUUAUCUGCGUUUCACCAGGAAGCUGCUUAGUUCAUUCUGUGUUCAGAACAUUUGUCUACAGAACCUCCUGUUCGCUUUAUUCCAUCCACUAAACGGGAUUGUCGUUCAUGUGUAGCCAAGUCUAGUCUAAUUCCGUUUAACACAAAUUAUCCGCUUUUUUUCAAUGUCUGCCGCCGCCUCCAUCUUUCCGGUUUUACUGAAAGUAAGUGAAACCGAGGACUGAAAUACCAAUGGAACGGUGAGAGUUAUGAUGGCAGCUAAAGAAGAGCUUUACACCAAAGUCACCCCGCGGAGGCAGCGCCAGAAUCGAUCGGGCACUGUAAAACAUGGGUCAAGUCUGGACGUGCUGCUGUCCAUGGGAUUCCCCAAGACCAGGGCGCUAAAAGCUCUGGUGUCUACGGGAGGCAAAAAUGUGCAGGCAGCCUGUGAUUGGUUGUUCUCUCAUGUGGACGACCCAUUUCUGGACGACCCUCUCCCCAGGGAGUAUGUGUUGUACCUGCGCCCCAGCGGCCCCCUGCUCCACCAGCUCAGCACUUUCUGGCAGCAGUCACGGGUCACCUGCGGCAAGAACAAGGCCCACAACAUCUUCCCUCACAUCACCCUCUGCCAGUUUUUCAUGUGUGCGGACGGUAAGGUGGAGGCACUGAGUGAGGCCCUACAGGCUACAGUGGGGUCAUGGAGGGGUCGUUUCCCUAACCCUCUCCCCCUGGAGCUCUACACCUCCUCCAACUUCAUAGGCCUCUUUGUGGAGGAGCAGGUGGCAGAAGUGCUCAAGGACUUUGCCGCUGACUUUGCUACGGAGGCGGCUACUAAAGCAGAUGUGCACGUGGAGCCCCAUAAGAAGCAGCUCCAUGUGACCCUGGCCUACCACUUCCAGACCAAUCACCUAGCUGCCUUGGAGAAGCUGGCCAAGGGAGUGGACGUGUCGCUGGGCUGCGAUUGGCUGGCCGUGCUCUUCUCCCGGGACAUCCGAUUUGCCAAUCACGAGACGCUGCGUGUGAUGUACCCAUACGUGCCCCAGAAUGAGGACGAGCUAGAGCUGGCGCCUGGCGACUUUAUCUUCAUGACCCCCGUGGAACAGGGUAGUGCCAGCGAGGGCUGGGUCUUUGGCACCUCUCUGGGCACUGGGCUACCUGGACUGCUGCCUGAGAACUAUGUCAGGCGGGCAGAUGAGUGUGACACCUGGGUCUUCCAUGGAUCUCACUCUUUCAGCAACCCAGCAUCCCCGUCCAACACUGGGGGUGCAGUGGGCGGCCUGUUAUUUGAUGGACAGCUGGACGGAAGUUUUCUUGACGACCCUGGAGAUCCAUCCAGCCUCACUGUCCUCUGUCCACCUGUCCAGAUGCUGAGGCCCACUACUCAGUCAUGUCUUCCCAAGAGGAGUCUGUUUGUGUGUCGCCAUGGUGAGAGGAUGGAUGUAGUGUUUGGGAAACACUGGAUCACUCAGUGCUUUGAUGCUAAAGGCCGAUAUGUUCGCUCCAACCUCAACAUGCCGUCUAGUUUGCCAACGAGAAGUGGAGGCUUCCGAGACUACGACAAAGACUGUCCAAUCACAGUAUUCGGCUCCACUCAGGCCCGCCUUGUGGGUGAAGCCCUGUUGGAGAGCCAAGCAGUGAUAGAUUUUGUCUACUGUUCUCCCUCGCUGCGCUGUGUCCAGACUGCCCACAACAUCCUCAGAGGCCUGCAGCAGGAGGGGAAGACUAAGAUCCGUAUAGAGCCUGGUCUGUUUGAGUGGACCAAGUGGGUGUCUGGCACCUCUCUCCCUGCCUGGAUUCCUCCCACUGACAUGGCUGCUGCUAGCCUGAGUGUGGACACAACCUACAGACCUCAUAUUCCCAUCAGCAAGCUUGGCGUGUCAGAGUCCUAUGACGCCUACAUCAGCCGGAGCUUCCAGGUCACCAGGGAGAUUCUGACAGAGUGCAAAAACCUGGGAAACACUGUGCUGAUCGUGGCCCAUGCUUCCUCCCUGGAGGCAUGUACUCGCCAGAUGCAGGGCCUCAGCCCACAGAACGCCAAGGACUUUGUACAAGUGGUCAGGAAGAUUCCUUACCUAGGUUUCUGUGCGGCUGAGGAGAUGGGGGAGACAGGGGUAUGGCAGCUGGUGGACCCGCCCAUCCUUCCAUUAACCCACGGGCCCAAUCACAGCUUCAAUUGGAGGGAGACGCUACAGCAGGACUGAGGAAUUCCUGCCCCGUCCCCACCUCCCAGCAGCCGAGAGAGACACUGCUGAGCUAAGACGGAUGCAGCCAACACAAAGCAAACAUUUCCUCUGCUAUCUAACUAGCGCGGUAAACACACACACACAUACACACCGCUAUCAAAACCAGACCAAAAAUGCCCCGCCUUCCAUCGCAUAUGCUGUGUAAACACACUCAUUGAAUGAGUCUAUAUACACUGAGGGUACAAAACAUUAGGAAUGCCUUCCUAAUAUUGAGUUGAACAGCCUCAAUUCGUUGGGGCGUGGAUAUUGAAAGCGUUCCACAGGGAUGCUGCCCAUGUUGAUUCCUAUGCUUCCCACAGUUUUCAAGUUGGCUGGAUGUUCUUUGGCUGGUGGACCAAUUGUUGAUACACACGGCAAACUAUUGAGCAUGAAAACCCCAGCAGCGUUGCAGUUCUUUACACACUCAAACCGGUGCGCCUGGCACUUGCUACCAUACCUCGUUCAAAGGCAUUUCAAUAUUUUGUCUUGCCCAUUCACCCUCUGAAUGGCACACAUACAUAAUCCAUGUCUCAAGGCUUAAAAAUCCUUAUUUAACCUGUGUCCUCCCCUUCGUCUACACUGAUUGAAGUGGAUUUAACAGGUGUCAUCAAUAAAGGAUCAUAGCUUUCACCUGGAUUCACCUGGUCAGUUUAUGUCAUGGAAAGAGCAGGUGUUCCUAAUAUGUUGUACAAUCAGUGUAUAUUGCAGUAUUGAGAUAUAUAUAAACACUACCGUUCUAAAGUUUGGGGCCACUUAGAAAUGUUGGUGUUUUUGAAAGAAAAGCACAUUUUUUCCCCCAUUAAAAUAACAUCAGAUUGAUCAGAAAUACAGUGUGGACUUUGUUAAUGUUGUAAAUGACUAUUGUAGCUGGAAACGGCAGAUUUUGUUAAUGGAAUAUCUACAUAGGCAUACAGAGGCCCAUUAUCAGCAACCAUCACUCCUGUGUUCCAAUGGCACAUUGUGUUAGCUAAUCCAAGUUUAGCAUUUUAAAAGGCUAAUUGAUCAUUAGAAAACCCUUUUGCAAUUAUGUUAGCACAGCUGAACACUGUUGUUCUGAUUAAAGAAGCAAUAAAACUGGCCUCCUUUUGACUAGAUGAGUAUCUGGAGCAUCAGUAUUUGUGGGUUUGAUUACAGCCUCAAAAUGGCCUGAAACAAAUAACUUUCUUCUGAAACUCGUCAGUCUAUUCUUGUUCUGAGAAAUGAAGGCUAUACCAUGCGAGAAAUUGACAAGAAAUUGAAGAUCUCGUACAAUGCUGUGUACUACUCCCUUCACAGAACCGCACCAACUGGCGCUAAACCAGAAUAGAAAGAGGAGUGGGAGGUCCCGGUGUACAACUGAGCAAGAUGACAAGUAUAUUAGAGUUUCUAGUUUGAGAAACAGACGCCUCACAAGUCCUCAACUGGCAGCUUCAUUAAAUGGUACCCGCAAAACACCAGUCUCAAUGUCAACAGUGAAGAGGCGACUCCGGGAUGCUAGCCUUCUAGGCAGAGUUCCUCUGUCCAGUGCCUGUGUCUUAAGCAUUUUGCCCAGUCUUAAGCAUUUAUUUUGAUUGUCCAGUCUGAGAUAUGGCCUUUUCUUAGCAACUCUGCCUGGAAGGCCAGCAUCCCGGAGUCGCCUCUUCACUGUUGACGUUGAGACAAUAGUGAUUUAACACAUUAACAAUGUCUACACUGUAUUUCUGAUCAAUUUGAUGUUAUGGUAUAUUUUGAACGGUAGUGUAUAUUGAUAGAAUAUAUUGAUACGUAUUGAAGAUGUAUGCUUUAAUGCACUAUUUGUGAAUGAGGAGGUGUGUGUAUUGGCCAGAGCACAAAGGACAGGAGCAGGGCAGCAAAAUCUCCAAGUUGCCCUUUCCCCUCCCUUCCCUAUGCCUCACUGAAUGGGGAGAGCGCUUCAUGAAAACGUGUCAUAUUUCUGAGCCGUUGUUGAUGGCUAACAAACUUAGGUUGGGUCGUGUCAUGAGAAGGGGAUGUUUCAGACAGUGUUGCCUGGGGUCUCUACCCAACCAAUGCUUUGGUGCCACCUUUAAAAAAAAAACAUGGCUGCUUUCUCAUACACUGUGACGAGAAGAGACCUGCACAAGAAACCCCUUGUCUGCUAGAAUCUUCCAUGGCUCUGAAAAUGUGAUGUUCAAUGUACUCAGUCAUUUCACCCCCUGCAUAAACCCUCCUCAAAAAGCACAAAUCUAGGCCUGAAACUUGACAAUCAGAUGAGAGCUGUUACUUUUAGCUUCAGGGUCGAGUUGGCUAGUUCAACCCUCCAACCAUCCCUCAGCAACUCCAACCUAGCCGUAAACGCUUUAUUUAAAGCUUUUAACAUUUAUUUGUUUUUGUCUUUUACAUUUGUGCAGCGCACAUCCUGUUAAAUGACAAGAGUGUUCAUGUUUGUUAGCACAACUAAGAAAAUGACAUGCAGGUAUGUCCAACCAAUGAAGGCAGAGGGACAAUGUCAUGAGCAGUUCUACAUAUCAACCAGUGCCAUGUGUUUUGGGACAGCUAGCUACUGCACAUGAGACACCUAGGAUGUAGCCAACCAACCAAACUACUCUUGCUGUCUGAAUUAUGCUUUUUCUUAUCAAGGUGAAACCGAAAUGGAGAUGGUUGACAGUCAUCACAGAUGUCUUGAGAAGAAGCAUAUGAUCCUAAUGAUCCUUCUCAGAACCUGUUAUAAGCAGUGUUGUGUUAAAAAGCACCAGCAUAUUUUCACUUUUUUUUCCUUCCUUAAUGUAUGUAUGCUUUCCUUUUCCUUUAUAUAGUGACCUAUGAGUGGAGACCUGGUAAAUGUGCAAUGUAACCCACACAGCCCCCCCCCCCACUCCUCCGCCCCAAACGUCACCUUUGCUCAAAACCACAGACUAAACAGUACAUUAAAACCAUCAACAUUGAGAUGCUUCCUCUGGAAGGACUUAUUAUUCAUCUAUUGCCAAUAUCAAUAUGUUUUGUCAUGACGAUCAGUCACGUCACAAAUAUGUCUUCAUUUGAGGCCAACUGUGUUUCGGUCUCCCCGCAAAGCUAUACACAGUAAUAACCUGUUUCUUUCACAACCUGAUAAAUGUCAUUAGUAACCCCAUCUACAGUAUAACAAAGCAUUGCGCUUGCAACAACAUGGCUGCAAACACAAUAUGCUGGCAGAAGUGGGAAAGUAAGAUCUUAGAAAUUAAAACAAUGCCUCUGUCACGCCCCCCCCCCUCUCUCGCUUCUGUCUCUUCCUCUCCCUCACUGUUUUUCUCUCUCUCCCCUCACUGUUUUUCUCUCUCUCCCCUCUUUACUGUGCUCUAUGCCAUGUCUUUGCACAGAGCACAGAAAACUCUUCUCAGGACUCUCCCAUUGUCUGUGUUUAGCCAGUGAUAUGUUUGCUAGAUUAGAAAGUUAUUUGAAUAUGUUGAAAGAUUGAAUAUUUAAGUUUAUUUUAAAUGUACGUGAUUGCCUAUAUGAACCGGGGCAUCACUAUUAUUGAAAAAAGGAUAUAAUGAUAUGGUUGUCAAAUGUAUGUACAAUAUAUACAACAGUCUUCAAAUGAUAAUGUAUGAAACCAUUCAUUUAUAUUGUUGUAAAGGAGCGAAUGCUUUAAUGAAUGAGUGAAGAAAACGUAUUAUUGGUUAAAGAAGUUACAGAUCAAUUUUUUCUGCGCUGAGUUAAUUCCCUUUACUUGGUUUUGCAACUUAACUUUACCCUCACACUGUUUCGUCCAUCCUACUUGAGUUGGCAGUACUCAUCUAUUGAAGUCGUCAGUACUCGACACAGUCUAGUCUUCCCACAUUACCGUUAACUUGUUUUGUUGUCAUUUUAAUGGUAAGAAAAAACUGUUAUUAUUAAUAAUAACCUCCUCUGCGCUGAGCCAGACUGCUCUCACUAUUUCCACAAGUGCUCUCCAUGCAAAAAGGGGAAAUAAAACAAGCUCACAAACUAUACAUGAAAGAAAAAGACAUCCUGUUGUAUUCAUUGUUUUAAGAUGUGUUCAUUACACAGUGUUCCAGAAGGUCGUGGAAUUAUAUUUUGUUGCAAAUGACUGCCUCUGUAAUGAUAAAGGAUUGUGAAAAUUAGUGAUCAUGAACUGCUUAAGAAAUAUACAAAUGAUUUGCAAAUAAAUGUUUUAUCUGCA